Menidia menidia (Atlantic silverside) is the source of this 5601-nucleotide messenger RNA. The record is from the annotation of a GenBank genome assembly. Lineage: Eukaryota; Metazoa; Chordata; Actinopteri; Atheriniformes; Atherinopsidae.
ACGUAAGGAACGUGUUCGCCAUAAUGAUAAUAAACGGUGAACACAAGGAUGAAAUAACCCAAAUUAAGCUUUGCCUGUGAAACAGUGACCAAUGCGUUGAUAUUCACCAAAGUACUGUGAAGUUGGGAGAUAUAUUGUUCCAUUCAAGUGUUGAUAUAUUCGAGGAAAUCAAGCAGGAACUGACUGGUACAACAAGACUGUGUGAUGGCGUCAGCGUCUGCCAGCGUGGACUCAAAGGCAGAGUUGACUGCUCUGCUAGAACAGUGGGAGAGGGAGCAACAAGGCAGCACACAGGAGCUGGUCAACAUCCUUACCAAAAUCUCGGAGCUUGUUGAAAAGGAAACAGAAGAAUACCACAAAGCAGACCCUGACCCUUUUGAUGAUAGACAUCCAGGAAGAGCUGAUCCAGAAUGUGUAUUAGGCCACCUCCUAAAGAUACUGUUCAAGAAUGAUGACUUCAUGAAUACAUUGGUGAACAGCUACGUGAUGACCAGCAGAGAAUUUUCCCUAAAUGCAGCAGCUUGUCGCCUGCUCCAAAACAUCAUGCCGGGGCUGGAGACAGCUGUGGUCUUUCAAGAGAAGGAGGGCAUUGUUGAAAGGUUGUUCAAGUGGGCUCAGGAGGCAGAACAACCUCUCAGAAUCUAUGCCACUGGCUUGCUGGCAGGAGCCAUGGAGAACCAGGACAUCGCCGCCAACUACAGAGAGGAGAACUCUGUUUUGGUUCCUUUGAUGCUACAUCGGCUGCGUGAGCUUCAGGAUAAGGAUGCUGAGAACAAAAGGGAAAUCAAACGACCCAGCCCCAGGAAGACCCUGAGUGAGCCUUUGCUCCCUUUAGAUGAGGAGACUGUUGAUGGAGGCUUUGAAGAGAAGUCCUUCACACCGGGUCGAAAUGGAACCGAAAAGGAAGGGUUAGGACCAGAAGAAGAGGGCGAAAUUUCAUUCCGUCUCAAUUCCCCUCACAAGACGAGCAGCCGUGCCAGCUCAGCUGUGAAGACCAUGAUGAAGCCCAUGUCUGCGCCCAGUUCCUUUACGCACCCCGGCAUGUCUGAUGGAAGCAGUUAUCUUCGAAGGAGGGCAGAGAGGGAGCACACUCGGACCUCAAAACAGAAAUUGAAUUUCUCUUUGCCCGAGCCAGAGAGAAACUUCAGCGAGCUUUCCAACAGCAGCUGGUCUGAGAUGAGCCCCUGGGUGAUAGGCAACAACUACCACCUGUACCCUUUGACCCCAGAGAUUGAGCAGAGGCUCAUCCUGCAGUAUCUCACACCUCUGGGGGAGUAUCAGGAGCUCCUGGCAGUGUUCAUGCAGAUGGGAGCUCGUGAGCUGCUCAUGCACUAUAUGGAUUUAAAGCAGACCAAUGAUGUACAACUCACUUUUGAGGCUCUUAAGUAUCUGGCUUCACUGCUUUUGCACAAGAAGUUCGCAGCAGAGUUUGUUGCUCAUGGAGGAGUUCAGAAGUUGUUGGACAUCCCUCGGCCCUCGAUGUCUGCUACUGGAGUGUCUCUAUGCCUGUAUUACUUAGCUUACAACCAGGAUGCCAUGGAAAGGGUGUGCAUGUUGCCGCACUCAGUCCUGUCAGAUGUGGUUGGUUACACGCUAUGGCUGCUUGAAUGCUCACACGCGUCAGGCUGCUGUCACGCUACCAUGUUCUUCUCCAUCUCCUUUUCUUUUCGGGCUGUCCUGGAGCUUUUUGACAAACAAGAUGGGCUCCGACGGCUUGUCAAUCUGAUCAGCACACUUGAAAUUCUGAACCCUGAGGAUCAGGGAGCUCUGCUGAGCGAUGAUGAGAUUUUCUCCAGCAGGCAGACAGCCAAGCACACCUGCAUGGCUCUGCGCAGGUACUUUGAGGCCCAUCUGGCAAUCAAGGUGGAACAGGUGAAGCAGUCUCUGCAGCGCACCGAGGGAGGUGCCCCCAUUCACUCACAGCCACAUUACAAGGCUGUCAGCUAUAGCCGUGAGCAGGUGGUGGAAAUGAUGGAGUUUCUCAUAGAGUACGGUCCUCUCCGUCUAUACUGGGAGCCGGCAGAAGUCUUUCACAAGCUGUCUUGUGUUCAGCUGCUCUUGCAGCUCAUAUCUAUUGCCUGCGACUGGAGGACGUACUAUGGCAGGAGCGAUACCGUGCGCUAUGCUCUUGACAUACUCAGUAUCCUCACCGUUGUUCCAAAGACUCAGCUUUUGUUGUCAGAAGCUGUUGCUGUUCUUGAUGAAGGAGGAUCUGCUGUUUCUACUGUUGGGAUGAGUAUAGUCCUGGCAGUAGCAGAAGGAGAGGUAUUUGUCAAUGAUGCGGAGAUUCAGAAGUCUGCUCUCCAGGUUGCCAUUAAUUGCGUUUGUGCCCCAGACAAACGCAUGUCCAGCAUUGGCAAGUUUAUUGCAGGCACCCCCCGUCGUCGCCUGCCACAGCAGAGCAAAGCCAAUGAGAGCGUGCUCACCAAGAUGUGGAAUGUGGUCCAAUCUAACAAUGGCAUCAAGGUGCUGCUCUCCCUGCUGACGGUGAAGAUGCCCAUUACGGAUGCAGAUCAGAUCCGAGCUCUGGCCUGUAAAGCUCUGGUGGGCCUGUCUCGCUCCAGCACCGUCAGACAGAUCAUCAGCAAGCUGCCUCUGUUCAGCAGUGGGCACAUCCAGCAGCUUAUGAAGGAGCCCGUGCUCCAGGACAAACGCAGCGAACACGUCAAGUUCUGCAAGUUCGCAGCUGAGUUGAUCGAGAGGAUCUCUGGGAAGCCGUUGCUGAUCGGUACAGAUGUGUCUCUGGCAUGGCUGCAGAGGGCCAGCGUCGUUGCUCAGUCCAGGAUCACCUUCCCCGAGAAAGAGCUGCUGCUUCUCAUUAGAAACCACCUUGUGGCAAAAGGCCUCAACGACACAGCAACCACACUGACCAAAGAGGCAGAACUCCCCAUGGCUUGUCUGUCACAUUCUUCACAUCCAACCUCUGCCUUCCCUUCUGUCGCUCCACCGCCCCCUGCCUCUCCAGUUGCUACGUUGCCCCGUACCCCACGCCUGGCCAACGGUGUCGGCUCAAGACUUGGAAGCCAUCCUUCUCAUUCAUCCACCCCCGCGUCCAGCCAUCCGCCAGCACGCCCCUCCACAUCGCAACCAGCUGGCCCGCCUUCUAACCCCUUCCCCUCUACAUCGGCCCCCCACUGUAACAGCGGCUCUCCGCUGAUCGGACGCAUCAUCUUUUCUAGAGAACGACAAGCAGCCUGUGGAACAGUGAGCUGCAAGAAGACCCGAGUGUUAAGGCAGAAGUCCGACCACGGAGCCUUCAGUCAGAGUCCAGCCAUGAAGAAACAGUUUGACAGACAUUUGCCCUCUCCGCCUGCAUUAGACAGCAUUAUCACGGAGUAUCUGAGGGAGCAGCACGCGCGCUGUAAAAACCCUGUUGCAACCUGCCCGCCUUUCUCUCUCUUCACUCCCCAUCAGUGUCCCGAGCCCAAACAGAGACGCCAAGCACCUAUUAAUUUUACAUCCCGACACACACGCAGAGUUAUAUAUCCAAAGUACGGAGGAGUAGAUGGAGGCUGCUUUGACAGACACCUGAUUUUCAGCAGAUUCCGUCCCAUCUCCGUCUUCAGGGAAGCAGACGAGGAUGAGAGUGGAUUCAUGUGUUGUGCCUUCUCAGCUCGUGAGCGUUUCCUGAUGCUGGGGACAUGUACAGGGCAGCUCAAGCUCUACAAUGUGUUUACAGGCCAGGAGGAGGCCAGCUACAGUUGUCACAGUUCAGCAAUCACUCACCUGGAGCCUUCACGGGAUGGUUCUCUGCUUUUAACGUCAGCCUCUUGGAGUUAUCCUCUGUCUGCACUGUGGGGUAUGAAAUCAGUGUUCAUCAUGAAACAUUCCUUUCUUGGAGACCAUUAUGUUGAAUUCAGUAAGCUUUCCCAAGACCGAGUCAUUGGGACUAAAGAACACGUGGCACGUAUUUACGACAUCCAGACAGGUCAUGUUACGCUGACUCUCAACAACCCAGACCUGGCUAACAACUACAAGAGGAACUGUGCCACCUUCAACCCAACAGAUGACCUGGUACUGAAUGACGGCGUUCUGUGGGAUGUCCGCACAGCUCAGGCCAUCCACAAGUUUGACAAGUUCAACAUGAACAUCAGCGGCGUGUUUCAUCCCAACGGCCUGGAGGUCAUCAUCAACACAGAAAUCUGGGAUCUGCGCACCUUCCACCUCCUCCACACAGUUCCGGCUCUGGACCAGUGCAGAAUAGUGUUCAACAACAGCGGCACAGUCAUCUAUGGAGCAAUGCUGCAAGCCGAUGAUGAGGACGACAUGAUGGAAAUGCAGAUGAAAAGUCCAUUCGGUUCAUCAUUCAGGACCUUUAAUGCCACAGAUUAUAAACCAAUCGCCACAAUUGAUGUGAAGAGGAAUAUAUUUGACCUUUGCACAGAUACUAAAGACUGCUACCUUGCUGUGAUUGAGAACCAAGACUCAGUCAACACUGACACUGUGUGUCGACUUUAUGAAGUUGGCCGGCAGAGACUUGCAGAGGAAGAGGAGGAGGAGGAGGAAGAUCAGGAGGAUGACGAUCAGGAGGAAGAUGACGAUGACGAUGAAGAUUCCGAUGAUGAUGUUGACACAGAUCCUCUCAUCGCUGAGCUGGAAAAUGAGAACGGUGGAGAGGAUGAGGAUGAGGAAGAUGAGGACGACGGUAAUGAGGAGUUCUCUCCGUCAGAUGAGGAAGUGGCCCGUCUUCUUGAGGACGAUGGAGACGCCGGAGAUGACGACGACGAUGAUGAUGAGGACGAUGACAAUGAUGACGAUGACUCUGAUAACGAGGAUGCCGAUCUGGAGGGUGACAACGACAGCUCGGACAACUCUGACCUUGAGGAUGACAUCAUCUUGUCCCUGAACGAGUGAGGAGGGUGAAGCCAGAGAAUCCAGAUAACCGGUCGGGUCUUUUGCCCCGGAGCGUCCAGUGGAGCAGAGCAGCAGGCAUGAAAACAGGGUAAAAUUGGUCCAUGGCGCAAAAGAUCCUUUGGAGCACUGCCAAUUUGAAACAGUAUAUGUAUGAACUCUUGGUGGAGAGUGUAAGAAAACAAAACAAGCAGGAAAAUAUUGGGAGGGGCGAGUGCACCGUUUGACUUAAUGUUGGACAAAAAUGAUUGUAUAUGGUAUAAUUUUAUAUAAAAAAAGUGGGCAUGAUGAGUGAAACGAUCAGUGUUUAAAUGGUGUGAAAGGAAAGUUUGAUAUUUUCCAUUUAUAGCUCUUUAGCGAGCUUCUUCAUUUAAAAAUGAUUCACUCAUUUGGUAAAUCUGAGUUUGGUCACAGAUUAGUUUGUUUUUCCAGAAGAAACUGCUGACUUUGCAGGAUUCGGUACUCUUGCAGGCCACGCUGAACCGUCACCAAAAAGAUACAGAAUUAUUGAAUUAGGCAGCUAAUGUAAUGCACAAACGUGUUCUGGUGAUUCAUUAAGCCUGGAAACCCACCCUCAGGUUUCACUGUCACCACAAGUUGACGACCAAGAGGCCACACACAGCAGUGCCAUCUCUUCACCUCCUGAUUUCAUUAUGUAGAUACACAUUAGAUCAGCUUGGUGCUCUAAUAAGGACGGAGACUGUAACACAAACCAAUAACACAUGUUCACUGUCGACAUGAGUGGAGGAA